Messenger RNA from Lichtheimia ornata, 177 nucleotides. RefSeq lists its product as uncharacterized. NCBI's taxonomy places the organism in Eukaryota, Fungi, Mucoromycota, Mucoromycetes, Mucorales, Lichtheimiaceae. The annotation marks the transcript as partial. The transcript has 3 exons. The record is from RefSeq and is a predicted model, not a curated record.
CAGUUAGUCCUGAUGGAAAAAACUGAAGGGAAGAUGCUAUUAAGGCUUCGUCUAUUGGGUGUUAGGCAGGCGUGGAGGUUUAGUUGCGAAGCUCUGACUGUGAAGUUGAGUGGAACAGCCUCUAGUGCAGAUCUUGGUGGUAGUAGCAAAUAUUCAAGUGAGAACCUUGAAGACUGA